This is a messenger RNA of Arabis nemorensis, 279 nucleotides long. The record is from the annotation of a GenBank genome assembly. Lineage: Eukaryota; Viridiplantae; Streptophyta; Magnoliopsida; Brassicales; Brassicaceae.
AUGAAGAAGGCUGGAAUUGUCGGCAAAUAUAGUAACCAAAUUACUGCAUUACGUACGCGAUAUGGUGCCAGUCUUAGGAAGCAGAUCAAGAAGAUGGAAGUGAGUCAACACAGCAAAUACUUCUGCGGAAAGUACGCCGCUAAGAGGAAAGCUGUUGGCAUUUGGGGUUGCAAAGAUUGCGGGAAAGUGAAAGCAGGCGGUGCAUACACAAUGAACACGGCGAGUGCUGUGACCGUUAGGAGUACCAUCAGACGGUUGAGAGAGCAAACCGAGAGCUAG